Molecule: messenger RNA, 3843 nt
Organism: Euleptes europaea (tarantolino)
Lineage: Eukaryota; Metazoa; Chordata; Lepidosauria; Squamata; Sphaerodactylidae
Gene: TDRD12
Product: tudor domain containing 12
Exons: 31
Coding region: 1-3843 (1280 amino acids)
Biological process (GO): transposable element silencing; germ-line stem cell division
Molecular function (GO): metal ion binding
Source: RefSeq, a predicted model, not a curated record
AUGAUUGACAUCAUUUUACUGAAGGUUGAAAAUCCAGGCUGCUUUUGGGUUCACGUAAAAGGAGGUGGAAGAUUUAUAGAAAAUGAAACAGAAUAUGCAAAACUUCAUGAAGAAAUGAACCAGUUCUAUAACAAAUCAUACAAAGGUGUGGAUGAAAUCAAGCCAUCUGUAUUAGAAGAAGGGCAGGUUUGCGUUGUUUAUUGUCCGGAGCUGAAAUCCUGGUGCAGAGCCACUGUUAAAUCAAUCAUAUCAUGUACGGAUUAUUACCUUGUUGAAUGCUUCCUUGUAGACCACGCCAAGAGUGUUCCUGUGAAAACAGACAGGAUUUGUGCUGCCUUAGAAUCAUUUAUGAGACUGCCUUACAGGGCAAAGAAAUUUAGGCUGUACUGUACAAAACCAGUAACCCUGCAUGUCGACUACUGUAACAACAAUGCAGAGCUAGUCCCUUCUAACAGGUGGGAUGUUGCAGCUAUCAAAUACUUUCAAAACCUCCUGAAUGCAACCACCAAAGUUGAGGCCAAGUUAUGUGCUGUUGAAGAUGAGAGUUUUGAUGUUUAUCUUUAUGCCACAAUAAAGGGACAAAAGAUCUGCGUGAACGAUGAACUCGUUGCAAAGAACUUUGCCUGCUAUGAGAUGGAAAAAGGGGAAACACUGAGUAUUGUGGAAAAACAAAAGAUGCAGCCAACUUUAUCUCCUGAACCUCCUUCAGAGAAGAUCAAUCCUGCAUUAGUUCUGUGGCCAACGUUGUUGCAAGCCAAGGAAUCCAAUCAUUUUAAAACGUAUGCUGCUGUUUCUGAUAAUACUAAGGAAAUAAAAUAUAAGAGUCUACAGGAAACUGCCUCCCAUAAUGGAGUGACUGAGUCAAAUGUAGUGUUGGCUCUUCCCCCUUUGGAAAAAGGCAUCACAGUUUCUGUACAAGCAGAUAGGAAGACUGACAGCACAUUGCAACAAAAAACUACUGAAAAGCAGAAGGAGCUAGAGAAAGGUCCUGAUAAGAAAGCUCUCUGUUUGAAGCUUCUACAGUUUUUAAACCCUGAUCCUUUGAAAGCUAUUGACAGACAUGACGAGAAAGAGGGGUUUCAUCUGAAUGUCACCUCAUGCCUUCCUAUUGUUCUUAGUAAUGAAAUUGACCCAUGCACCACGCUUGAAACAGCACCACUCUUUCCUGAACUGAGAAAGGAGCUUCUCCGGAAUCAGGUCCUAGGUCCUACCCGUAUACAGUCAUAUUCCUGGCCACCGAUAGCCCGUGGGUGUGAUUCAGUUAUAAUCACUCCUGAAAACGAUCCACUUGUGUAUCUUCCACCUCUUAUUACAUUUUUGCAGUCAAGAAGUUGCUAUGUGUCCCUGCCAUCAAGGAAUGGUCCAAUUGCAUUAAUCAUAUGCCCUGGAUGGAAGAAGGCUGAACAAGUGUUUGAGUUACUAGAAAUCUACACCCGUUGUUCUAGGCCUCUUCACCCCAAGCUGCUUUUACUGGGAUUGAACAAAGAAGAAAUCAAGAGUGUGAAACUUCCAAGAGGAUGUGAGGUCAUUGUAACAACCUCUCAUAAUGCUCUGCGGCUGCUUGAAUGUCACAGUUUAAAAUUCCUCAGGCUUUGCCACCUUGUGUUUGAUGAGGCUGAGGUGCUGUUUUCUGAAGCCAAUGAACAAAUGUUAAAUAUCUUAGAGUAUUACAAAAACCACCUCAUCGUUGAAGAUAGAGAAUCUGCACCAUGGCAGAUUGUUGCUGUCGGAAGCCAUUGGAACAAAAACUUGCAAUAUUUAACCAAAGAUUUCAUGAAUGAUCCGUAUGUCGUGAUCACAUCCAUGGAAGAAGCGGCCAUAUACGGGAAUGUACAACAGGUGGUACGGCUAUGCCUUGAGUGUGACAGAAUCUCUACAUUACUUCAGGCAUUGGAUUUUACUCCAACUAAUGCUCAGAAGACAUUGGUUUUCACCAGUUCUAAAGAAGAAACUGAUAUGGUUUCCAAGGCAGUGGAGAACACUUCUAUAUUUUGCAUGAAAGUACAGCCAGAAAUUGAUUUUGAUUAUGUUGAAGCGCAGUGGAACAAAAGAUUUAGCUCUGCCACGCAUGCUGUAUUAGUCUUAACUGAUGACUGCAUGUCAGCCCUUAGAAUUACUGAUGCCACGCGUGUCGUCCAUUUCAGUUUUCCCGCCUCCCCGAGAAUCUUUGGUGCGCGUUUAUACAGCAUGUCUGCGAACUUCCAAAAUUCAGUGGAAAAGGUUUUGACUCUGCAACAAGGAGAGCCAAAGGCAAAAUCCAUCUUGUUGUUGACAGAAAAGAGCACGUGCCGUGCCGCUGGGGUUCUGCGAUACUUGGAACGCGCAGAAGCCAAAAUCCCACCAGAACUGUGUGACUUCAUAGCUGGAGUGCUUGAAGCCAAAGAAGACAGCAAGAGUGGGAGGCCGCUCUGUCGCUACAUUAAAACAAUUGGGGUUUGCAAGGCUAAAAACCGCUGUCCGGAUCGACAUCGAAUUAAUUUGCAAAUAGAUUCGCCCCAAAAGGUGAUGGAUGAAACUCUGCCUACUUCAGGAAAUGUAACGAUACUACCACUUUUCAUUGUGAAUGCCACUCAGUACUUUGGCCGCAUAGUGCGUAAACCAAAGGAUCAGUAUACAACUCUUGCAGAAGAGCUGAAUGAGUAUUAUAAGAAAGCUAGCCAUCGCAUCUCCGUUGACACAGUGGAGAAGCUGGCAGUGUGCGGAUUACAAGAAGAAAAUUAUUUCCACAGGGUUCAAGUAUUAGAAGUGGCAGCGAAAGAAGAAAAUUGUGUGUUUUACAGUGUUCAUAUCAAGUACAUAGACGAAGGCAGAUCUGGUCAGGUCAAGAAUUAUCAGCUGCUUCACUUGCCAGAGAAGUUUCAAGUGUUACCCCCUCAGGCUGUGGAAUUUAUUGUUUGUAGGGUUAAACCUAUCGAUGAAGAAACAGAGUGGCAUCCAAAGGUUACUAGAUACAUUCAUCAAAAGAUCAUCGGGAAAUCACAUGAAGCAAAAAUAGUACUUACCUUGGGAAACACUAUUUGGGUGGAUCCAAUGGUUCGGGUCACUAGACUCUUAGAUCUGAAGACUUCUAUCAAUGAAUACAACGUUCGCUCUGAGAUUCUCUCUACUGGAAUGGGAAUUGACAAUCCAGAGCACACACAAGAACUCCAGAAGUUGUUUCGAAAUGCUGCAGUGGCCCAUGAGAAAAAAGACUUGCCUCCAUUAAUGCAUCUUCUGAAAUGUGGAACAAGUGAGUUGGCCAUUCCUGCUGGACAAAAUGCGUCAGACCAGGUCAGGCCAAGUUCACCGAGCACCCCAGGAGAGGUCGGGUCCAGUGUGCCAACUGAAGAAAAUGAUGUCAUUACUGAUGAUGAUGAAGCUGCACAAAAUAAGAAAGCAGAAGACUCUCCACAGCUGCCUUACAAAUGCUUUUAUCCAAUAAUAAAAUGGUUUGACAAAGGAGACAUUGCUGUUAUGAAGAUAAAAUUACAGAACAUUACUGACUACAACUGCAAAUUUUUCACACAGAGGAUCAUUUUCAGUGCUUUUGCGGGAGGCAAAUUCUAUUUGGCCGACAUGGAGCUGCAGGGAAAUAUCCUCAAAGAAAAAUCUGCAUGCCUCCUUAAGAGUGAUGAGCCCAUGAUUAUCCUCGCAAAAGAGAAGGAGGAACCUUGGUGCAACUUGCUGAAGCACAAAAAUCCUAAUGUGACGUUUGAUUUUGAUUACUUGGAAGACUCUGAACAAAAAAGGCCUUUUCCUGUUGGUCCUAAGAAGUUGUAUCAGCUUGCUAUAGAAGAAGAAGAGGAGGAGAAUCAGUCGUCUGAAGACAGUGACACAGAGAGUGAUGAUUUGUUGUCUUGUUAA